Messenger RNA from Macrobrachium nipponense, 9419 nucleotides. Its product is annotated as adenylate cyclase type 9-like. The transcript has 4 exons. Gene Ontology annotation, cellular component: plasma membrane. Bases 1 to 1782 code for a protein of 593 amino acids. NCBI's taxonomy places the organism in Eukaryota, Metazoa, Arthropoda, Malacostraca, Decapoda, Palaemonidae. Gene Ontology annotation, molecular function: adenylate cyclase activity. The record is from RefSeq and is a predicted model, not a curated record. Gene Ontology annotation, biological process: cyclic nucleotide biosynthetic process; intracellular signal transduction; adenylate cyclase-activating G protein-coupled receptor signaling pathway.
AUGGGGUGCUGGCACAUACAAUUGAGGGUAAACAAAAAGCUUUUUGCCAUAAAUGGUAUGAGUCCAGGGGAUUUGUUGACCCAUCGUGUGAGUGGCUACUAUACCUCAAGUCAGUCAUCUGUUGCUGAACACAAGUUUGUUGAGAUGGGUGAAUGUGGAAGUGGACCGGAGCCCAGCAGUAUUCCUUUGAAUGAAAGCUUAACUCGCUUUCACCAGCUUCGGAAGCAGUCAGACAUUCAACUUGUUAAGUGCAUGCAGAAUGACACCAAUCAUCGCCAAUAUGUUGCUGCACUACCAUUGUCAAGAACCACUCUAUUUUUCACUGAUCAGGUUCUUGAAAAACAGUAUCGCAAGCAAGCGCAUCAACCUAGAAGAGAUUCCCCUCGCACCCUGGUGUCCAGUAAUCUUAAUACACAUUUUGAUAUUUUGGUGAGUGCUAUUGUGUAUUUUUGUGUAAGUGCAUCUUUGUUCCUAAUGUUUGAAUACACUAAAGGUUGGCUUUUUUUGUGCCUAAUAUCCACUUGCUGGCAUAUUCUUCUUUUAGUUUUAUGUUCAUCACAAGUGGCCCAAGGGGGAGACCCCUCAGGGAAUUCAUCCUUAUCAUCGAGGUUAUAUCUCAAAAUAACCCACUGGCGCCCUUGGCAUGUAUGUGGAGCCUCUUUGAUCUGCCUUCCUUUGGCUGCUGUCUUUUCAAAUUUCUCUUGUGACUUGCAGGUAAAACAGGAUGGUACCUUAAGAUUCUUCUGUUAUCUGUCUUUUGUUGCUAUUAUACAUCUCUGUAACUUUACUCAACUAAACUGUUGGAUGAAAAAUAUCCUUGCUUCAAUUGGAACUAUAAUUUUGUUGGUAUUGGUACACCCUUUUAUAUGUGACCAAGCUCAGUUGACUAUCACUGAUACAUCGACAGAAAGCCCAGCCAACAUCACUAAGGUGACUGCUAAAGAUGCCUCUUCUGAAUUUAGUAAUCAAUUUAUUGAAGUGGUAGUUACUUCUUUACUAUUAUUGUUGCUUGUUUGGUUUUUAAACCGUGAGUUUGAAAUUAGCUAUAGGCAUAGCUUUUAUGGGUCUGUUAUGGCAAUUAAAGAUGAGGUAAGGGUCCAGACCAUGAAGAACCAAGCAGACUGGCUUUUACAGAACAUUAUCCCUCCACAUGUGGCAGAUUCAAUCAAAGCUUCAGGAAAAUAUUCAGAGAACCACAAAGAUGUAGCUAUUAUGUUUGCUUCUAUCGUCAAUUUCAAUGAACUCUAUGACGAAAGUUAUUUAGGAGGAAAGGAGUAUUUACGAGUUUUGAAUGAACUUGUUGCUGAUGUGGAUGAGUUGCUACUUCGUAGUGAAUUUAAGAAUAUUGAGAAAAUUAAAACUAUAGGUAGUACUUACAUGGCUGCCUCAGGACUUGACAUUAAAGUACGGCAAGCUAACACAGAUGCCCAUCAACAUAUAUUUGAACUUGUAGAAUUUGCUCGAGCCAUGCAGAAAGUCAUAGAUGACUUCAAUAAGGACCUUAUUGAGUUUAAUCUUAUCCUUCGCAUUGGCCUCAACUUCGGUGAUGUCACAGCAGGAGUGAUAGGUACCACAAAGCUUUAUUAUGAUAUAUGGGGAGAUGCAGUCAAUAUAGCCUCUAGAAUGGACUCAACAGGUAUGCCAGGCCGCAUACAAGUCAGCAGUGCUUGUGCUGCAGUUUUGAAUAGACGAUAUGAAUUGGAAAGACGUGGACAAGUUUUUGUUAAAGGAAAGGACAAUAUGGAUGUCUAUUUGCUCAAGGGACCAAAGGAAGACACAUGACAUAGGUGGUAAUAAGGAUGACUGUAAGGAAAGAAAACCAGUCAGUCCUUAAAUUUUACAGGUGAUACACUAGUAAAUAAGCAACAAGAUUUUGUAUAUCUGGUUUGUAACCUUUGGCCUUGCUCUCAUGACAGGCAAAAAACAUGAAGCAUUUGGCCAAAGAUGAAACCAGUCAUGUAGGUAAUCACAGUGCAAAUUAAGCACAAAUUUAACUGAUAUGCAGAUUUUUUCUUCAGUAGCUUCUUAUUUUAGAUUUUGAUUUAUGGUUUGGUCUUACCAAAAAAACAGUGCAGUGACCUUUUGCCAGAUGGUGAAUUUUUUAAUUUUCAAUAAGAGAAUGUUUCAUAACUAGACAGGGCCAUAAAAUUUUCAGGUCUACUCUACGCAUAGGCCUAGAGAUUUUCCUUGUUAGCUGCAUUUUUAGGAUUUAUUGUAGAAUAGCAGUUGUAAGUUACAGUGCACAGAUUUUAAGCUCAAAACCAUGGCAUUUGAAAUUGUAAUCCUGUUACAAGAACACAAACUAAUGUAUUGUGUAUAGUCCAUAGUGAGAAGCCCCAAUGGUCACCAUUAUGCAGUUUGUGUAUUCAUGUUAAUGAUUCAUGUUGAAGUAUGCAGUUGCUGUGCAAUCACUAAGAAUUGAUUGUCAAAUAAAUCUAUACAUUUGUGUAUAUAUACUUACUGAUACAGUAAAAACAAUGGUAUAUUAACAUAAUUAUUUUUGAUACAAACCACAGUUCUGUGUUGUUCAAGGUAUAUGUUUAUUGACAAUUAUGGGUGAGAUAUUAUUUCUUGUUAAAAUCAGUGUGGGACAGUAAUUAGUGAGAUUUAAUCUUCAUUUUUCUUUUAACUUGUAAAGUUUUUCAUAAAAGUUAAAUCCUUUUCUUGCUUUGCAUUGUAGUUUUUUUAUACUCAUUGUUUAGUGAGAGUUAACAUGCAGUUACAACUUACCCAUACUUUACUGAAAAAAAAAACUGGUAUGCUCAACAGCAUGGCACAGUACAUAUUUGGUUGCCAAUUUAUCCAUGUUAAACCUAAUAGUAAUUACUAAAUCCAUAAUUUUUGUCAGCUCAGUGUUUUUCUACACUUAUCACUAUAUUUGUCAAUGAACAUUUUUAUCUCCAUUCACAGAAGUCAUAUAUAUAUCAAAACAUUAAUCUCUGUAAUUAAUAUGAUAAUUUUUUACCUUUAGUUUCUGUCAUGCUUUUUUAAAGGGAUAGAGAUCUAUACAAUAAUUGUUGUAGUCAAUUUUUAUUUAGUCUUCAACCAGUGCCAUAGAUGAUUCAUAUGUAAGUCACUUGGUUGACAUUCUGAUGUCCAGAUCAUUUUAGAGUGUAUUUAUUAGGCUUAAAGAAGUUUUCCUGAGCAAGGAGCUUUUCCUGGUUUGAUAUGACUGGUUUCUAUUUUCCAUAUAGCCUAAUGCAGUUAUUGGCUAUAAAUGCAGUUUCAUGAUAAAGGGUGAGUGUAAUAAUGAUUUUUCAGUUAGCAAUCAUUUGAAAGGGCCUGUGGCUUACCUUUUGAUAUUGUUUGUGAGGACAGUAAUGUAGAUCAUUCAGAUCAUUUUGUUUUUAGGAAGCUGUCACAAAUAAUUCACAAAGAAAGAAGCAGUAAUUGUAUGUGUAUAAAGCAAAUUUCUGUCUAUUGUGCUUUUUAAUCAUGGUUCAUUGACUUACUGUAAAAUUCUUUUGAGAAUUGAUUGAAUUUUUGGUUUUGUAUGGCAGUAGUAAGGUCCACAUUAACUUGGUAAGCACUUUAACAAAGGGUAGCAUGAUAGUACUUACAAUUAUAGCCAUAUUGACUAUACAUACGUAGAGAAAGGGUGGAUAUGUGGGAAAAUAUGUAGACUAUUUAAAUUAAUUAUAGUGUCAAUGUUUUUCAAGCCCCUUCUCAGUAUUGUCAAAAUCCUUGACACAAAUUAGAUGAAAUUAAUCUUUUACCUAAAUAGCUUCUGAGCUCAGGAGAAUGCAGGCAUAUGUUGCUUCUUAACCCUCUUACGCCGAAGCCCUAAAAAUCAAAACCUCUCCUGUAUGCCGGGGCGCGUUUGGAGUGAGCGCGGAAGCGGAAAAAAUAAUUUUUUCAAAAAAUCACAGUGGGCUUAGUUUUGAAGAUUAAGAGUUCAUUUUUGGCUCCUUUUUUUGUCAUUGCCUGAAGUUUAGUAUGCAACCAUCAGAAAUGAAAAAAAUAUCAUUAUCAUAUGUAAAUAGUGCGAUAUAUGGUAGCGAAAAAAAAAAAUUCAUACAUAAUUGUAUUCAAAUCGCGCUGUGCAAAAAACAGUUAAAGCUAACGAGUUACUUUUUUUUCGUUGUAUUGUACACUAAAUUGCAAUCAUUUUGAUAUAUAAUACAUUGUAAAAGGUUAAAAGCAACACUGGAAAAAUAUUAUCACAAAAUGAUGCACGAAUUCGUAACGCGCGGACGUAAAAUUUUUUUUUUUUCAAAAAUUCACCAUAAAUCUAAAUAUUGUUCUAAAGACUUCCAAUUUGUUUCAAAAUGAAGAAAAAUUAUUGAAUAUUACGAUAUUGUAAGAGUUUUAGAUUAGAAUUGCAGAUUUGACCAUUUUGGACGAGUUAAAGUUGACCUAAUGUCGAAAUUUUUAUAUAUAUAUUUUUUUAUGCAAAUAUUUCAGAAAUGAGAAAAGCUAAAACCUUAAAUUUUUUAUUUUUUUAUUUUUAAUGAAUUUGCACACAUUUUCAUAUAUGAAACUCUAUAAAACGGCUAAUAUGAAAAGGAGUAAAUAUUAGGAUAAUGCGACGUACGCAUUUCAGAGAUUUUCGGCCGCGAAUCAGCGCGCGGAGGGAAAGAAAGUUUUUUUUUUAAAUUCACCAUAAAUCUAAAUAUUGUGCUAGACGCUUCGAAUUUGUUUCAAAAUGAAGAUAAAUGACUGUAUAUUACUAGAUUGUAAGAGUUUUAGCUUACAAUGCGUUUUUCAACUAUUUCGGUAGAGUCAAAGUUGACCGAAUGUGGUUUUUUUCUAUUUAUCGUGAUUUAUAUGCUAAUAUUUCGAAAAAAAGAAAAGCUACAACCUUCAAUCAUUUUGUGUUGCAUUCUACAUGAAAUUGCGCACAUUUUCAUAUAUGAAACUUUAUGUAACGGCUAAUUUUAAAUGGUGCAAACAUUUCGACAAUCGCAUGAAAAAAUUUCUGAUUUUUUCGGAAGUUACUGCGCGAACUUAAGGAAAAAAUUUUUUUUUUCAUAAAUUCACCAUAAAUCGAAAUAUUGUGCUAGAGACUUCCAAUUUGUUGCAAAAUGAAGGUAAAUGAUUGAAUAUUACUAGAAUAUAAGAGUUUUAAUUUACAAUUGCGUUUUUCGACCAUUUUAGUAGAGACAAAGUUGACCGAAGGUUGAAAUUUUGGCACUUAUCAUUAUUUAUAUGAAAAUAUUUCAAAACUGGUAAAAGCUACAACCAUGGGUUGUUUUUAGUUGUAUUGUGCAUGAAAUUGCGCACAUUUCCAUAUAUAAAACUUUAUGUAACGGCAAAUUUGAAAUGGUGCAAACAUUACCACAAUCGCACGAAAAAAUUUAUCGGAAGAGUUACCACGCGGAUGUAAGGAAAAAGUUUUUUCAUAAAUUCACCAUAAAUCGAAAUAUUGUGCUAGAGACGUCCAAUUUGUUGCAAACUGAAGGCAAAUGAUUGAAUAUUACUAGAAUAAAAGAGUUUUAGCUUACAAUUGCAUUUUUCUACCAUUUCGGUAGAGUCAAAGUUGACAGAAGGUUGAAAUUUUGGCACUUAUCGUUAUUUAUAUGAAAAUAUUUCAAACUGAUAAAAGCUACAAUCAUAAGUAUUUUUUUUUUUGUAUUCUACAUGAAAUUGCGCACAUUUUCAUAUAGAAUACUCCAUGUAACGGAUAAUUUAAAAUGGUGCAAAAAUUAUGUCAAAGUGACGAAAUAAUUUCUGAGAUGUGUCACUGAUACUUUUUAGUGCGAUAAGAAAGAAAUUCGCGCUUGCGUGCCUGCGUAACAAUUGUAAACAAAACAACGCCUUGAUCCAUGAACUCCCAGCAUCCCCCAAGGCGCGUGAUUCAAAAGUUUUUGGUUGGUAGGCCUAUAAGUAUUUUUCCGUGAAUUUGAAAAAAAACUUUUUUGAGUCGACGUAUAAUACGUCCAAUCGGCAUACGGGAGACAUUUUGACUCGACGUUUAAUACGUCCAAUCGGCGUAAGAGCGUUAAGCAUCAUGUUCUCACAACGGCUUAUAAAAUCUCAGAUAAUUUUGUAUUGUGAUAUUUUUGUAUGGAGUGGAUCUUCAGUUUUUAUUGUAGCAUGAAAAUUUUCUUUCAUGUGUAAUGUGCUUUUAAUGUUAGAAGAAUGUUUUUUAUGUGUCUUUUUGGAAUACCAAGUUGUUUUAUUCAAUAUAUUCUGAAGUCAAAGCUUUAAAUUGGAUAAGUCACCUGCUGGACAAAUAUGUUCAGUGCAUUAUGUCGGUUAAGGCUGUUUGCUUGUGAAUGAUUAUUAAUGAAUCUUCUGAAAUGGUGAUAAGAUGUUUUAUUAGGAAAGCAGGGAUUUUUUUUACCUGGAAGUAUGCUAGUGCAAGCUUCCUUGGGAGAACUACAAAGCUCAUUUGCUUGUCACCAGUAAUUACUUUGAAUUGUAUGAUCUAUGCAUUAACUUGUUUUUUUAUACCCAGAGUUAUAAGUUUACAUCUGAUCAUUUUAGUGUGAAAACUUUGAAAUAUAACAGAUUGAAAGGCAUUUGAAUAUUAAAAUAGAGUUCUAAGUAAGGAUGGAUUGUAGAAGGUUGAUGUUGUGCGGUUGAUCCUUUAAAGUAUUUUUGUGUUCAAUAAAGCUGAUAUGGAGAAAUUUUAGAUGUGUACAUAAGGAAGGGAAGUAUUCUUAUUCUGUUAGUUACAAUGUGUUAUCAGAUCCUUAGAGUCAAAUUACUUCCUUUUUUAUCAUUUUCAUGUUGUGUUGUAUGAAAUAGCAGAUCACGUUGUGAAUCUUGUCAUGUCAAUUUUUUUUUAUUUUUAUUAAACAGCAGAUCACUUUGUGAAUAUUGUAAUGUCAAGUUUUCAUUUUAGCCUUCUUGUUAAGUAAAAGUGUGUAGAAACAAUUUUGACAAAAAAGAGGAAGUGAAAUCUUGUCAUGCAUUGUAGCAUAAUAAAAGAAAAUUUUGCUUUACCAUAUUGGACUGACACAAAUAAUUUCUUCAGUAUUAUAACCACUUUACAGUUUUUCAGUUGUUUCUUCCUCCAAGUAGAUAACCUCAGUCAUAAAGGUUUUGCUUAUAAACUCUGCAGUUAUAGUAUGUGAAGUGUAUGAUAAUUGAAGAAAGAAAACAACAAAAUUUGAGUCCAGUCUCAAGUUUCGGGAGCUGAAAGAACAUACAGCACCUGUAGGGGUAGAGUAGUUAUGUAGAGUAAUGCAUCAUCCAACUUUGAAGAAUUUGCAAGAAUGGUAGAUGGUGAUUGUUUUUCCAAAGUCAAUUUAAUGAUUAAGAAUGAAGGCUAGUGAUUAAAACCAAACUUAAGAGUGUAUAUGAGCCAAUAUUAUGUAAUCUGAAUAAGAGACCUGAAUGUGUUUAAGGGGUUGUGAAAUACUAUAUCCAGCUGAAGUUUGUUUUUUCUUUUUUUUUUUCAUUUGUUGGGUCCAAACACCCAUCCCAAAUGACCUUAACAUUCUCAAUAACCAGAUUGCCUUUGUCCCAUCAAUCUGUGAGUCAUAAGUGUAACUCUUUGUGUGAUCUCAAAAUAUUUAUGAUAAUGACAGUUCAUCAUGCCAUAUCAUUGCUAUCACUACACUUAUACUAAAAUGUUUUCUUAUUAAAGUACAGUAUCCAAUUGUACAAUCCCACUAUCAGACUGACAUACAGCAUUUCAGUGAGGUUUCAGCUGAAAGGGAUCUGAAAAUGUAUGUCCCUCCAAUAGGCUUAUAGGGUUCUGGAUCAUUCUUCAUGGGCUUGUGGUUAUUGGCUGCCUGUUCCUCCUGAGGAUCAUCAACCAGUAAGUAUAAUCAAACUAUGCUCUUGGGUUCAUGUAGCUGGUAUGACUGUAGAGAUUAUGAUUUGGGGGUAACUUGUAAAUGUGUAGGAACACAUGCAACUUCCUUUCCUAUAUUUGGAAUUUCCUCUACAAAACUUGGAUCUGCAUCUUUUUGUUUGUUAUAAUGAAAGCAGUUUUUGACAUUGAUGUUAUCUCAAAUACCUUUAGUGUAGUCUUAUGUGUAGCUAUUUGGUCUUCUUCACUGUUUUCCUUUCUUUCAAUUCUCAGUUGAAACCCUUAUGGACAGAGUCAACAGACUAUAAAUCCAAGAGGGCUCAUUAGGAAAAUCAUCCUGCAAAGAGGGACAUGUUAAAGAUGAUAAAUUAUCAUGUGUGAUUGAAUAGAAAAUAAAAGUGAUACUUCUGAAUUUAGGAUACAUCAGUAGAAAGCCUGAAUAAAUUUGGUUAAUGCUUAAAUUUUGCUUCAUGGUUAAACACUUGGAGAUCAGAAGACUCUACAACUGCUCUGGGCAGACUAUUUCGUGUUUUAGUUGUAGCCAAAAUAAAACUAGCAAACUAUAUUAAACUUGAUACUAGAAACUCACACACUUUUUGGCGUAGUGCCCUGCCUAGUGUUGAGAGCAAAAAGAGCUGGUGGGGCAAAGAACGGUACAAAGGAUGUUUGUCAUUGUAGUACAUUUUAUACAACAAAGUCAAUGAACUCAUUUGACGUCUGUGACACAAUUCAGGAUGCAGGACAGUUUUUUAUGCAUUUAAACAUUAUAAAAAGUGUCUAAUAUGCUGGCAAAUAUGGUAAAUAUAACAGCUGCUUUAUGAAACAUUCUAAAACAUUUCCUCAAGAUACCAAUUUUAUAUUAAAAGUUACACCUGAAAACUUAAAAUUCACUGACAUUUAAAUUCUUACCAUUUAUAUGUAAAUCAGGAUGCUAAGGCAAAAUUGCUUUGGACUGCUUAAUACUUUUGAGUAUUAGAAGGGUUAAGAUUCAUAACCCAAAACCUGCUCUGCUAAUGAAUAUGUAUCAUAUCUUUGUUCAAAGAUUCUGCAACCACAGACCUGAGGCAUGGAGAAGGAACAAUGGCCAGAAGAAUAUCAUUGGUGUAUGAAAUUAGUUUGUUCCAGAUUUUGUCAUAUGUCACUAGUAUAGAUAACAAACAGCCAAUGUCUAAGAACACUGUGACCUUGAGGAACACCUGAAAUGAAAUUACUAAAGCUAUACACUGUCCAUCAACACAGACUAUUUAGGUUCUGUCUAUUAAAAAUUAAUUUAUAUUUUUAACAAAUGAUCCAUCAAUUUCCAAUAAUCUUAGCUGGUGGAUAAAUGCUUUAUGAUGCUAAAGAUUCAAAGAGUGACAGUUUUAACUAAAAUCCAUACCAACUAUACAUGCCUCUGCAGCCUCAUCCAGAGCACACUGCAAGAUGCUAGAUAUUGAUGAGUGCAUUGCAAGUAUCGAGGCCUUUAUGAAACCCUAACUGUAAUGCUGGCAGCUGUUUGUUAUCCUCAACAGACUACAAAGUUUCUAAGACAGCAGCUUUUAAAAACCUUAGAAAAAAUGGGAAAUUGAAAUUGGUCUAUAUUCUGAGGAGUAUGAGGAUGGACUUAAUCCCUUAGGCAAUAUACAGUAAUGUAGCCCUUCCUCCAAAUAGACAGAAAACUUGCAAGACCAACUAACUUUUGUAAAUAGUAGUAAUCUUAGGAAUACUGAAAUCA